AUGGCGGCGCCGCCGCUAGACAUCACCGCCGAGAUUGAUCCGAUGCUCCACAAGUCUAUCCCUAAGGGCGGCCGUAUCACCCGCCAUAUCAUCCCCACCCACUGCGACGGCCUUGUCGCCUUUGCCACCUAUGGCAGGGCCAUGUUCGUGUGCAACCCGGCCACCCAGGAGCUCGUCGUGCUACCGCCCGGCAGCGGCAGCGGCCCAUGCCCACAGUCUACAGAAUCAACGGCAGCGGUCGGCUUCAACCUGUGGUGGAACAGGUACAUCGUUGUCAGGUGCUUCUACCGCAAGUCCCACAACGAUCUGCCGGUCUACGACAUCGGACACGAGAUCUUCACGCUCGGCGCAGGCGCUGGCGAUGGAUGGCAGCGCAUGCAAGACCCGUCGCGUGCCAUCAGUCUUGGCGGGAGGAGACCCGCUGCCUGCACGCGUGGGGGUUCCAUCUACAGGUUCAUCAACGAGUCUCAGCCAUGCGCGCUGCUGUGGUUCAGCCUGCGAGACGAGGCGUUCGACGCGGUCCCAUCCUCUCCGGGCUGCACGGCCUGCGACAACGACGACCGUCUCGCGGACCUCGCCGGCGAGCUGUGCUACGUGCAUCGCAUCCGCACGAGCGUGGCCACCCACGAAGUUUGGAUGGCGGCGGCGGUUGAUGACGAUGACCAAGAGUGGUGGUUGCGAUACCGAGUGGACCUGUGGCACAACCCGUGGGGCGUGCGCCGCCGCUGUGGCGGCGGCGGCAACGGCCAACGCUGGUUCCACAGCUUCGGCGCCACGGCGGCCGGCGACGUUGGUGGCCAUGUUGUACAAGGAGCUGUGGUGUCACAGGGAGCAGAGCAAACCGGUGGUGAAAGACGUGAACGUGUAGGGGAGCCGGUACAGCUGUGA
Messenger RNA from Oryza sativa Japonica Group (Japanese rice), 888 nucleotides. NCBI's taxonomy places the organism in Eukaryota, Viridiplantae, Streptophyta, Magnoliopsida, Poales, Poaceae. The record is from RefSeq and is a predicted model, not a curated record.